Messenger RNA from Branchiostoma floridae (Florida lancelet), 667 nucleotides. RefSeq lists its product as uncharacterized. The coding region runs from base 176 to 496 and encodes 106 amino acids. The transcript has 3 exons. NCBI's taxonomy places the organism in Eukaryota, Metazoa, Chordata, Leptocardii, Amphioxiformes, Branchiostomatidae. The record is from RefSeq and is a predicted model, not a curated record.
UUAGAAUCCUCCAACUUAUGUAAACUUCCGGGCAACUUCUUAUCACCUAUGCCUCUCCCUUGCAUAUACGAGGCAGAAACUAAGAGCAGAAUUUCACAAUCGGUCCACGGCUCGAAGUUGGGUGCGCAUACUGACAUAGGAGAUCUGAGUAGCUGAAAGACCCAAUCUACCAGCCAUGGCACUCAAACUGGUGGGAAUCUUCAUCCUGUCGGCAUUUGCAGUCUUCUUGACAGAAGCACGUUCCAUGGGCGGUUUUGGAUCCGGACCAUCAGGCCUGGGAGGGCCGGGAGCGGGGUUCUCCCUCUCCGACCUCCUUCAGAACGAAGACGUCGCCAGCAGUUUCCUGGGAGGUGUAGCCAGCACGGACCCGGAACAGCUCGAGCUGCCCUUCCUGACAGCCGAACAGGCCGAUCCUGAACAGCUAGAGCUUUUCAGUGCUAACCAGGACUGGCUGCACAGGGCUGCAGGCCCAAAGAUAUUCGACGGCAAGAAAUAAUGAUUUCAACAGCUGAGUGAGCUUCAGAAAGAACUGCACAAGGCGUCGUUUCAUUUGUGGAAAGUUUGUCGAAUACGAACAUAAUACUCAGUCGCAAAACAUUAUAUCUACCACCGUAUACUGUUGUCAUCAAGUGCAAUCAUAUUGUCAAUAAAAUAUUAUGAAAAUAUU